Molecule: messenger RNA, 1194 nt
Organism: Striga asiatica
Lineage: Eukaryota; Viridiplantae; Streptophyta; Magnoliopsida; Lamiales; Orobanchaceae
Source: the annotation of a GenBank genome assembly
AUGUGGGGAACCAUUCACUCAGGGAAGGGUAAUAUGGUGAGUGGAUGCGAGCUUCAGAAGGCUUACAAGGACAAGGCUGGCAUAAUGGGAGCUCCUCAUCAGGGCAAACUAGGGAUCCCACUCCAACACAUACAAUGGACAACUCUUAGGGGGCAGCUGAUACAGGCGAUCUCUUUGUCGAUGGUAAAGUUAUUCACAGGCCGCAUUAUAGAUUUACAAGCAGACAGCCACUCCCGGGACACGAUAGGGGUCAUGAGACAAUGCCUGGACAAGAGCCAAUGCAGGGAGACAAUUUGCAAUCUAUCAGCAAUCGCCUGGCGGGCAGUCAACUGCAAAUAUGGGCCACCAGAUGCGACUGACGAGAGUAGGCCCUUCAUGGUGAGACGAGCACCACAUGACCAAGCAGCAACCGACAACGAGACUUGCAGGUUCUGGCGACCCAAGAAGGCGGCAAUCUUGCAGCUGAGGCCAUACUUCCGAGAACAAGGACAACAAAAUAACGGGGCGAUGCUUGAGGCUCAACGACUGAAGCGAAUGGACGGUGGGAGAUUCGGCGGUGGAGAUGCAGGCACCGACGAUGGGCAGAGGGGCGAUAAAUUGGUGAUGAUGAUCGGGAAAGGCCUUCACACGGCGGUCAUCCUCUCGCCAGCGCCGACCGUCGUCGCCUUGGAACUAAUGCCGCCGCACGGGUUCGUUCAAUUCAAUCCAUCCCGACCCUCGUCGUUGUCCGACGUGAAAUUGGUCGUAAAGGACCUCGUCGACCGUCCUUCACCCACCACACGACGUCGGCCUCGCUACUCUAAGAGGAGGAGAUCGCCUCGAUUUCGUCGGUCUGCACGCCGUAGGUCGCAGCCGUCUACUUCUCACUGCCGGUCAGUCGUGCGCCGUCACGUUUCGCCAUCCGACCACUGCCGCCGUCUCCUUCCGCCAUUCGAACGCCGAGGCCGCCUCGGCUUCCUCCUCGCUUGCGCCUCCUCGCUUGCGCCUCCUGCGGAAGAAGAAGAUGCAGGAGAUGGAGGGGAGCUCGAUGAGGCGACCGGCGACCGAGUCACGACCGGCGUCUCCUGCAUUGCUGUUGGCGCCAGGCGGCGGAGACAUGGUAGAGGCCAGCCGACGUCUCCUUCAUCGGAUUCGGGGGUCGCGUCGGGCAGCGAAGGCCUGGCGGAGGCACGGCAGAGGCCAGCGGCGGGCUGA